AUGCUUCCAAUCCGUUAUCUUUCUUGGCGUGAAGUGGUCAAUUUUUUAGGAUUUCCAGCAACUCUUAUGAAACCACCAGAAAUUUCAGUAAAACAAAUGUACCGUUCACUUGGUAACAGUAUCACUGUAUCUGGUGUAUCUUUACUUAUUCAACACUUGCUACACCCAUGUAAUGUAAAUGUAAAAUGUACAAUUGCUACACCCAUGUAA
Thelazia callipaeda (thelaziosis nematode) is the source of this 210-nucleotide messenger RNA. The record is from the annotation of a GenBank genome assembly. Lineage: Eukaryota; Metazoa; Nematoda; Chromadorea; Rhabditida; Thelaziidae.